AUGCCCGAUGCUUCGCCGCCCACCACCACCAACAUCACAAGCCCCGAGGAGACGGACAGGAUGAUACCGGCGACUGUCACCACCACCACCACCACCACCACCACCACCACCACCACCACCACCACCACCACCACCACCACCACCACCACCGGUGAGAACACAGCUGCCCACUGUAUCCUCCACAAUCACUGCAACAACCGCCCUCCGCCAGCAAUGUGA
Spirometra erinaceieuropaei is the source of this 219-nucleotide messenger RNA. NCBI's taxonomy places the organism in Eukaryota, Metazoa, Platyhelminthes, Cestoda, Diphyllobothriidea, Diphyllobothriidae. The record is from the annotation of a GenBank genome assembly.